AUGUCGCAAAUGGGCUACGAGAUCUUUUGUGUUCGCCUAGGGAAAGUGCAUGUGAUAAUUGUUUCUUCCCCGGAGAUUGCAUGCGAGUUUUUAAAGAAACAAGAUGCAAAUUUUGCGUCACGUCCAACGUUCCUAUCAUCAGAGCUAGUGAGCAAUGGAUUUUCCACGACUAUCUUUACUACUCUUGGUGACCAAUGGAAAAAGAUGAAGCGUGUAUUGGUCUCUCACAUCCUCUCUCCGGCUACUCUCAAAUGGAUGCACGACAAGAGAGCCGGGGAGACUAACCACCUAGUUCGCUAUGUCUAUAAUGUUAUCAACAACAAUGACGGUGCAGUGAACAUCAGGAUUGCAGCACAACACUUUUGCGGAAAUAUGAUGCGAAAUAUGAUUUUUAGUAAGAGGUUUUUUGGGAAAGGGACUGAGAAUGGAGGACCAGGAGUUGAGGAAGAGGAGCAUAUGGCUGGGAUUUUCAAUAUACUCAAGUGUUUGUUCAAUUUCUGCAUUUCUGACUAUUUUCCGUUUCUUCGACGUCGAAUAGAUAUAGAUGGGAAUGAGAAAUUCACGAGACAAGCUGUUGAAAGUGUGAGAAAGUAUCAAGACCCGGAAAUAGAUAUGAGAAUUAAGCAAUGGAAAAAUGGAACCAAAAGAGAGAAAAAUGAUCUUCUCGAUGUUCUAAUCACUCUAAAGGACGGAGAAGGAAACAAUCUGUUGACAUCUGAGGAGAUUAAAGUUCAAAUUGUGGAAAUAAUGGUAGCAGCAAUUGACAACCCAUCAAAUGCUAUUGAAUGGGCUCUUGGUGAGAUGAUAAACCAACCAGAGAUAUUGUUAAGAGCUGUUGAAGAACUAGACGAGGUUGUCGGAAAAACCGGCUUGUCAGGAAUCUGA
This is a messenger RNA of Impatiens glandulifera, 885 nucleotides long. Its product is annotated as valine N-monooxygenase 1-like. Gene Ontology annotation, molecular function: oxidoreductase activity, acting on paired donors, with incorporation or reduction of molecular oxygen; iron ion binding; heme binding. The transcript has 2 exons. NCBI's taxonomy places the organism in Eukaryota, Viridiplantae, Streptophyta, Magnoliopsida, Ericales, Balsaminaceae. The record is from RefSeq and is a predicted model, not a curated record. The coding region runs from base 1 to 885 and encodes 294 amino acids.